AUGACUCUCAAAAUCCUCAUCUGCGGCGGGGGAUGCGCUGGAUCAGCACUAGCUUUCUGGCUUGCCCGCAAUGGCCAUCAAGUCGUCGUGGUGGAGCGCUUUCCGGCAUUAAGAGCCACAGGUGCUCAAAUUGAUCUACGAGGCCAAGGCAUUGAAGUCGCUAAACGAAUGGGUCUCAUAGACACCAUUCGCAGUAAACUAGUCGACGAAGACGGCGUGGCUAUUGUGGAUUCAGAAGGGAAGGUUCAUGCCACCUUCAUGGCCAACAAGACCGGAAAGGGCGCACAGUCUCUGACCUCAGAGUAUGAGAUUAUGCGUGGCGAUCUCGUUCGCAUCCUUUACGACGCUACGAAAGACAAUGUUAAAUAUAUCUUCGGCAAGACGGUUGUACAUUUCGAACAAGACGAGAAACAAGUCGUCGCCCACUUCUCUGACGGGUCAUCUGAUACCUUUGACGUCCUUGUUGGCGCAGAUGGACAAGGAUCUCGCAUUCGCAAAGCAAUUCUGCCUUCGGAUUCAGAUCCAUAUCUUAGAACGGGGGUGCACAUGGCCUAUUGGUUCAUUCCGCGUGCUGAGGGAGACAACAAUAUCCGCAGAGCCUACAACUGCCCGGGCGGCCGAAUCAUCAUGCGUCGAACGCAUAACUCGACCGAAUCUCAAGUCUACUUCAUACUCCGGGAUUCUACUCCAGAGGUCUCCAGCAUCCACAGAGCAUCGGUGGAACAACAAAAACAGUUCUGGACUCAGCGAUAUCGCGGCGCUGGAUGGCAGACUGAUCGAUUUCUAGAGGGUAUGAGAACCACAGAAAACUGGUAUUGCCAGGAAGUCGUUCAAGUCCGAACCAAGAUAUGGUCCAAGGGUCGUGUUGUGCUACUUGGAGAUGCUGCCCACUGUCCCUCGCCUUUUAGUGCAAUGGGGACCAGCGGGUCUCUGGUCGGUGCCUAUGUUUUGGCGGGCGAGAUCUGUCGACAGCCCGAUGAUCUUUCGCAGGCCUUUGCCAACUAUCAAAAGACUUUGCGACCAUUCGUGGACGAGAUCCAAAAGAUGAAUCCUCGUAUUAUAGGGUAUGCUUUACCGGAGUCGGAAUGGGGAGUUGCAGUUCUGCGUUUCAUUGGGUGGUUGAUGUGUUUCCUUCAUAUUCCCCAGCUUGUUGCAAGAUAUUCCGAUGAGAACAAGGGUGGAUGGCUUAUUCCAGAUUACCCGGAACUCCAGCGGGGCUAG
Messenger RNA from Penicillium odoratum, 1221 nucleotides. RefSeq names its product FAD/NAD(P)-binding domain-containing protein. Gene Ontology annotation, molecular function: FAD binding. The coding region runs from base 1 to 1221 and encodes 406 amino acids. The transcript has a single exon. The record is from RefSeq and is a predicted model, not a curated record. NCBI's taxonomy places the organism in Eukaryota, Fungi, Ascomycota, Eurotiomycetes, Eurotiales, Aspergillaceae.